Molecule: messenger RNA, 3494 nt
Organism: Gasterosteus aculeatus aculeatus (three-spined stickleback)
Lineage: Eukaryota; Metazoa; Chordata; Actinopteri; Perciformes; Gasterosteidae
Source: RefSeq, a predicted model, not a curated record
CUAUCCUUCAGAGGGCCGAGCCUUCGCUGUCUACGUAGGCCGGGUCCUUCAUAGACCCCAUCGGCUGAACCGUCUGUAACGUGAGCCGUUCUUGGGGUGUCCUUAGAACCCACUUCUCGUCGCUUCUGCUUGAUUUCUUGAAGUCAUAUUUUCUUUAAUAUUUAUUUCUUAGGUGCAACCACACGAUGUAGAGCCCUUACUUGGUUACAAUUGUAUUUGUUAUCAUUUUAUUUUAAAUAUUUAACUGGUGCUUGUGGGUGUGUGUGUGUGGCUUGGUGAUGAAGCUGCGCUUCAGCUCUCAGUUGACGACAGUGUGUCCGGCAGCUUGCGCACAAUAACGUCAGCACAUGCACGUCUGAUUGGAUACACGCUCGUGAGAGGUGGAGCUAUGCAGAGCUUGCUAAAUGUGCCCGAUGACGUUGUGGUGACCCGAUCGAGCUAAUUCCUGUAAAUCGACAAGCUAUUUUUAUUCAAACUGCAAUGGCUGAUUGAGCAGAAGAGAUAGAUGCUAUUUUCAAGACAGAAAAGCUAGACGCUGGGAGAAGAGGUGGGUCAAACCCAGCACAACACUGUCACAGGCACAGAGGUGGAUGAAUUCAGGUAGGACUGUGUAUGACAUCACUGACGGCCUGCGUGCAGUGCACAAUAUUUGAUGUCACUACAUCAGUAGUUUAUCUCGAUGAUGACAUCACCACUGCCUCCGACUCGUUCCUUUUUAAAAGAAAAUCCCAAAUAAACCAUGCAAAGAGAAAAAAAUACGUUUAAAACACAUGGAGGCCGAAACAGAAAUGAGCGGAGAGAGAAUGAUGAUGUGCAAUUUCAGAGAAAACAUGGACGCCUUCCUCGGCGAGCUCCACCUCCUUCCUCUGACACAGAUAACGUGUCUCCCCCUCUCUUCCCUCCAAGCUCCACAGCUGUACAGGAAAUCAGUCAUCCACCAUCCACUGCUGUCGCCAUGGCAACACAGGGGAGGGAAAUCCAUUCUCUUUCUCCGGCACCUCCCCCUUUCUCCCAUUCUCCUCUCAUUUCUUUUGUGUUGUUCUGUAGUUUCAAAGCAAUCCCAAUUCAGCGGUCUAACGUUCUUUCUACGGGUUUCCUUCGUGACACCUGCGUGUGUUUGAUCUCCUUACGUAUGGCCGCUUGCGGGCGAUCAUGUGGGCUGAUUGUGUCUCCAGCAGCAGUGGUGACCUCUCCGUAAAUCCCAUGUGGGGCAUCAGGGCGGCUCUGGUCGGCUCGGGCCAGCAGCUGCCUGGAGGAGCCAGAUGGUCGCAAAUCAGAAAUGAAAUCCACCCCCCACCCCUCCCUCCAGUCUAAAUAACCCCAUCUAUCGCACACAAACACACACAUGCACACUCAAAUGAACGCUUGAUCAUUCGAACAUCCUACAUCCUCUGCUGCCCCUCCCCAAAGGACCAUUGUGUGUCAGGGUUCUAACUUAAAAAGAGGGGUUAAGACACAACAUUGUCACCUCUCCUACAAAACCUGACCUGUAUUUCAGCUCCACCCGUAUUCUCUUUACUACUCUAGAAAAGGCAAUUUGGUACCAAAUGUGCAAGUCAUUGCAUCCGCCCGCCUCCACUGAGGAGUGGAUUAACAGCGCUUAAUAAACCAGCCUAUUAACCAAAACAGCUGGUUCAGAGAUGAUCCCCAGAGCCGAUAAUAAAACGCAGUAAUCAGAUUACAGAUCUCUGGAUUUACCCCAUCUCCAGUGAUGAAGGGAGGGAGGGUCUCCCUGUUGCUGUCUCUGCUGAAGCUCAACGAGGUCAUGACCCACAGUGGCUCCCCACCAGAGGUACUUGGACCUCAGAGGGGAUUUCUGCAGGACGCACGUGAAAAGUGGCGUGCUUGACAACUAGCCAGCGAGCCAGCGAGGGGCUUCGGGGACCCAGGAAGGGCCUCCACAGGAACCGCGUUGUCCUGGCGACCGAGGCUUCUUGUGAUGCCUCCACAGGAACCGCGACUCACGUAUUCUCCAUCGCCCUCCUCCUUCCUCCGCCAUCUCUUGUCGGUUGCGCACUGUAGUUUCGCGCUGCAUCAUGUCUGCCUGAAGGAAGUUGAGGGAAAUGUGAUUCACAGAAAACGUGACGUUCAAGUCGCAGUAGGGCGAACAUGAGUAACAGGAGCCGAGUUUAGCCUCGGGCGAAGCGCGCACGGGCGUGGAAGCAGAUGUACAGUAUGCUCUCAGAAACACGCAUGUGUGAGCUCAUGCAUGCGAUCAGAAACAUACAAGAGAAGGAAGCCAUUUAAUAGAGUACAAUCUUCAUUCUUGCUAUUGACUUUUUAAUUUGGAAUGUCUUUAGUUUUGCAGGUAUCUUGUGUCAUUAAACUAUUGGACACAUUAAAUCAUGGUCACAUGGUGCUAAAUGAAAACGUGUUUAAAGGCUAUUAAAACAUAUGGGGCAAAAAUCUUGGCCGCCUUUAUCCCAGGUAAUAACACCUCGUGUCAUACACACAAUAUCUGCACGUAGACUCUGAGGGAUUUUGUUGAAUGAAUCUUGUACAUGCAGAAGAAAUACAGACGCGUUGGUGCACAGUUGCAGGGAAUCUUUUUUCCUUUUGAUCUUCGAUGGCUUCGCUGUAAUAUACAAGUGGUUUGAAGAUGAAGAGACUCUGGCAGGACACACGUUGUGUGUGCAGUGCAGCUCUGGCGUUAAAUGCGUGCUUGCUUUGUUCCUCUGUCAUGCAAUGCCUGAAAACUAAUACAGUACAGCCCUCAUGUGGUGCGCGACUCAGAUGUUGACAGGAGGGAAAAGGAGCGACUGAAACGAAUGCAGGCAACUGUACGGAUAUUUAUCAGGACGCAGACGCAGCUAUUCUAGACUAUUUACUGAAGGUGGUCCCUUUAGUCCCGUGGACCUUUGGGAGACGGAGGGCGCGUACCCUGAUAGCGGAGGAGAGAUGGACGGAGGAGGAGGAGGGUGGUUUGUUGCAGCCUGAGCGUUGGGCUGAAGGGUGGAGACUCAGAGCAGCAGUGAGGAGGGAGGCAGGGAGGAUCUCAGCUGGAGCAGAGAGGGAGGGAGAGGGAGGGAGGGAGAGGGAGAGAGGGGGAGAGGCGUACAGAGAGAGGAGUGUGUGUGGACGUACUCCUGCCUCGCUCACUGACUGAGUGUGUGUCUGUGCGGCAGAGCGAGGGGAGGACGCGUGGAUACUCUCCUCCACAGGGCUCCAUGUGCUUUGGCAUCCCAGCAAGAGGCCGCGCAUACGACCAGACAGGACUCUUGUACCCUCAGGAAGUCAAAUCUAGCAGUCGUCCAAGUCAAGUCAGCAUUCUUGCAACUUCUUCUUCUGACUCGACUCCAAAGUCUUCAGGCCCCGGAAGCACGAGCUACGAACGGGAGUCUCUGACAGCGCGGAUGAAAUCCCUUUCACGACUUUGGGCCAAACAGUUGGUGGGGUACAAAGUGCUGACUGAGCAGCAGACGGACACCAGGGCAGAGUGCGGAGGAGCGAGCAGACGAGGCAGAACACCGAGGACCUGACCGCCAGCGGCCAUG